Molecule: messenger RNA, 3241 nt
Organism: Poeciliopsis prolifica (blackstripe livebearer)
Lineage: Eukaryota; Metazoa; Chordata; Actinopteri; Cyprinodontiformes; Poeciliidae
Gene: stac3
Product: SH3 and cysteine rich domain 3
Exons: 13
Coding region: 338-1357 (339 amino acids)
Biological process (GO): positive regulation of voltage-gated calcium channel activity; positive regulation of protein localization to plasma membrane; skeletal muscle contraction
Cellular component (GO): extrinsic component of cytoplasmic side of plasma membrane
Molecular function (GO): protein binding
Source: RefSeq, a predicted model, not a curated record
UUCCGACCCAUCAACUUCACAUAGCGGGGCUCAGCCUGCCGUGCAUACAAUUACACCCAGAAAAUCAAGGAUACACAUCACAAAGACCUUCCCAAAUCUAGGAGAGUUUGAGUCACAGAGGGAGCCGAGAAUCAGAGAAGAAAUAACAUUAAAAAAAUAUCAGAGGGAUUAUAGACAGACACUGAAUCCUGAGGCCCUAAAAGUGAAGAAAGAUUUUGGUCAGCUUCCUUUCUCAGACUUAACCCAAACUAAUAAUACGAGCUGGUGAAGACUUCAGCCUGAUCUGUACAAGUUUGAACUGAAGACUUUGGUGGAUUGACAAGUUCAGCUUUGCACCAUGGAUCAGGAGGAUGACAAAAACUCUGUGGAUAUUCAUGACAAUCCUCCAGCUCCUGACAACGUAGUGAGGGAAGAUGGAGACACUGUCUAUUUCAUCUAUGAGGAGGAGGUGGAGGUGGAGGAGAAGGAACCGGAGCCUCCUCCAGAGCCUGUUAUUCGGAUCAAUGACAAACCCCACAAGUUUAAGGACCAUUACUGCAAGAAGCCCAAGUUCUGUGACGUCUGUGCUCGCAUGAUUGUUUUGAACAACAAAUUCUGUCUGAGGUGCAAGAACUGCAAGACCAACAUCCAUCAUUCGUGUCAACACUACGUCGAGUUCCAGAGGUGCUUUGGAAAAAUUUAUUGUGAUUCUCUGCAGCCACCAGGCUUCAGACGGGCCUACAGCUCCCCUCUGUACAGCAGUGACCAACCAGACCCAAACAACCCGAACCGGAACGACCCCGUCUUUGAUACCUUGAGGGUUGGCGUCAUCAUGGCCAACAAGGAGCGCAAAAAGAAUGAAAACGACAAGAAGAAUAUGAUGAUGAUGAUGGAAGAGGAGGAAGAAGAAAACCAACAACCCAAAGAAAACGAAGAGGGAGGAGAAGGGAAGCCUGAAGAUAAAAAAGAAAAAGGUGGAGACAAAGCGGAUGACAAGGCUAAAGGCACCUUCACCGGGUCUCACUACUACCUGGCUCUCUACCGCUUCAAAGCCAUCGAGAAAGACGACCUCGACUUUCACCCUGGUGAUCGGAUCAUAGUUCUGGACGAUUCCAAUGAAGAGUGGUGGAGGGGGAAGAUGGGGGAGAAGACCGGCUACUUCCCUGCCGACUACCUCAUCAAAGUGCGCGCGUCAGAAAGGGUUUACAAGGUGACCCGCUCCUUUGUGGGCAACAGAGAAAUGGGACAAAUUACCCUCAAGAAAGACCAGAUUGUAGUGAAGAAAGGAGAUGAGAAAGCGGGCUACCUGAAGGUCAGCACUGGACGCAAGCUGGGCUACUUCCCUGCAGAUCUUCUUCAGGAGAUCACAUUCACAUAAAGUGCAACAAUAUGCAAGAAAAAAACAUAGAUCUACAAAAGAAAAUCAGUUUUCUUUUAUUGUGAUUGCUGUGAUCUAUUUCUGUUGUUGACAUGCUGAUCAUUUGAGAAAGCUUUUGUUAUUUUCUUUGUCAGCGUUUUAGACUGUUGAGUUAAGGUUAGCACACUUUAAACUAAGCAUUGCCUGCUGAUAUUUUGUGAGCUCAGGUCUAAAUAACAAGUAGAAAAAUGGAACUAGCUUCCAUCUAGAGAUGAAGAAGCAAAUGCAGAUUGCCAGUUAAUGAUUGUCUAUGAGAUUAAAAAUUUUUUUUUUCCCCUUAGAUACAUUUAAUAGGCACCAACUCUGAGUUAAAUCUAAAAACAUGUCGACAUAUUUCAUGUUCUAUACAGGGUUGUGCAGUUGCACAUGCUGUAUCUUCUACAGUAUGUAGAAGAUACAGUAUGUGAUAAAGGUGUUUCAUAAGACUUAAAAGAAAUAUUUUUUUGUUUGAGUUAACAUAAUCUCACAUUGAAUUAUUUAAGGAAAACAUUAAUUUUAUUUUGAAUAAAUUUAUUAUGUUUUUUUUUAAUUAUUAUUAUUUAUUCAUGACUUUCUCUUUCUUUUGGCUGUUAUUAUAAAGUGCUACAUUUCUUCAAAAUGGGAAAAUCAAGAGAGUUUUUAUUUUCUACACUGCAGGAUAGGAAUAAAGCAUAAUAUUUACCAUAAGAAUAUUUUAUCCAUGUCCAGGUCAAAAGGGGUAAUUAGCUCGCCACUUAAAAAUUCCUAUUCUGGCUGGAAUCUUAUCCCCAUCAUUUGUUCCCCUAAAAAUAAGGUUACCACAGAACAAGGUUACUAUAAAAGAGCUACAAUUGGUGGGUUCGUUAAACCUAUGUUCUAUGUCACACGGAGAAAGAAUGGUAAGAGAUGUAAAAAAAAUAAUAAUAAUUUUUCAUCAGGAAACUCCAGCAAAGAGCAGUAUUUGAGGAUCACCAAGUCUCUAUUUAAAUAUUUUAUUUCAAGGCUUUGGUGCGCCAGUGGUAACGUGGAAACAAAGCAAAGCACCGUUGUAGUUUUCAAUAAAUAACGUAGGAGAUGAAGGUGUGUGUAUGGACAACCGGUAGAAGGUUGAAAAAGUAACAAGUGGUGCUCAAAUGUGUUCACUUGUUACUGAUUAUCGAAGAAUGCACUUUUCAGAUCUUAGGAACAUAAAAACUCAUUUGCCAAAGCAAGUUUGGGACAAAACUAAAAUGACCUUAACGCUUCAUUGUUUAUUUUGGAGUUUAAAGUUUCGAGUGAACGUGAUUCCCAGAGGAACUUUCCUGAGGGAUUCCUGAAGUUUUGUGCGUCCUAAUCUAAACUCUGGAAGCUUAUCGAUGUACUUCGGACGAGGUCAAGACACUUAAUUCAGUCAGAUCCAACAGCUGAGCUACUGUAGCUAUUGAACGGUAGUAACUGAAAAUGCAGUGCUGGUUCAGUUCAUUGAAACUUGCUGAGCUUGGAGCUACAUUACCGUAAACCAGUCAAUGUGCCCACGCAGUGGAGAUGAGAAGAGAUUUAAUGUGUAAAUAUCACCAAGUCGAUAGGUGCUUUACUGAUCGACUUAUUGCAAAGAAAACUAAAUGCUGAUUUUGAAUCAAACGUUCAAGGGGUGCAACAUAAUGUUUUUAAUUUGUAUAUUUUUCAGUCAUUCAUUUGUUUCCAGUUGAAUUGUGAAAGACAUACCAGAUUAAGACUAGAAUUUUUUUUAAUUAAACAGGGCUAAUUUAGUAAAACCCUCUAUAUUUUUCCCAAUACAAUUCAAAUACUGUGUUGUAACUUAUGUAGCUGUAAAUCCUAAUGACUCUACAUUUUCCCUUAGCUGACUUUAAAAAGCUUUGCAUGUCAAAUAAAAAUACUACAGUAGAA